CCAAAUUACAAAACUAGCUAGCUAGCUAUGUCGUCGUCUUCCGUGAAAGCGUUUGCUCACUUAGAAAUCCCUCUUGCGGAGAUAGUAGAAGCCACCAACAACUUUGCUGAUAAAAAUUGGAUCAAUCACAAUGAGCCCGGUAAGACAUACAAAGGACAACUCUUGGUUGGUGGUGAGUUGAUUACUAUCGAUGCGUGGAUGUUAGAUCGUUGGAAUGGUGUGCCCGAUAUGUUCUGGAAGGAACUUACGCUGCUUUCUAGGCUCAAACAUGAAAAUAUUGUGUCGAAUAUUGGGUAUUGUCAGGAGGAAGGUGAGUACAUCAUCAUAAACAAGCACGAGUUCAACGGAAGUCUGGAUAAACAUCUCCGUGACACGACAUGGAUUCAAAGAUUGAAAAUAAGUGUUGGUAUUGCGCGUGCUUUGAGUUACAUUCAUUACGAUGAGGGACACGAUUUAAGCAUCAUACACAGGAACAUCAAAUGCGCUACAAUUUUCUUAGAUGAAAACUGGGUGCCUAAGUUAUCCAGUUUUGGAAAUUUCAUGAAUAUUCCAGUAGCCGAAAGGCAUCGUGCGCAUAACUCUGUAGUAUAUGGUUCCCUAGGGUAUAUCGAUCCGGUAUACAAAGAGACUGGAAUGGUGAGCCAUAAAUCUGAUGUGUACAGUUUGGGGAUGGUGUUAUUUGAAAUUCUGUCCGGGAGGUUAGCCUGGGGACAUUAUAUCGAUUUCAAAAGAGCAAAAUUAGAUGAUUUUAUUGAUCCGGAUCUGCGGGCACAAAUAAUGGACCAACAAGCGUUAAGUUUGUUCUACGAAACAGCAUAUUCUUGCUUGAAUGAAGACCCAUCGCAACGACCAAAUGCACAUCGGAUUGUCAGACUACUUAAGAAAGCUUUGGAACUUCAGCAGGAACAUGAAAAGCCGCCGUUGAUACCAAAAGUACCGUCAAUUGCUGCCGUUGAAGUUGAAGAUGCAUCAUACAGGAGCUUGGAGGAACCAGAGAAAGACAAGGAAGACACUUUACGAAUUCCGCUUGACAAGAUACUAAUAGCCACACAGAACUUCUCUAUGAAAAUAGGAAAAGGAGGUUUUGGGGUGAUAUACAAAGGAGAAGUUUCUCACGCUAAUGAACAUAAAACCAUUGCUGCGAAGCGGUUGAAUAAAGAUGAUUACUAUCACGGAAAAAUCAAAUUUGCGGCAGAAUGUAUAUUUCUAUCAAAGUAUAAACAUGAGAAUGUAGUUGGCAUUGUAGGCUAUUGUAAAGAAGAGAGCGAAAUGGUCAUCGUCUAUGAGUAUGCGUCUAAUUUAAGUCUAGAUCGCCACUUGGGCAACAAUGAUCUUACUUGGUUGAAAAGGCUUAACAUAUGCAUUGAUAUCGCAAGAGGGAUACAUUUCCUCCAUGAAGGUCUCGGAACUUCAGAGAUUUUGAUACAUAGGAACAUAAAGAGUGGUAGCAUUCUAUUAGAUGACGACUGGAAAGCAAAAAUUUCCAAUUUUGAUUCAUCCUUAACGAUUCCAAAAAACCAGCAAAUGGACUAUGUAAACGAUGAAGUUGUAGGCACGAAAGGUUACAUUGACCCGGUAUAUCAGCGUACGACUUUCUUAACCAAAGAGUCGGAUAUAUACUCACUUGGUGUGGUUUUACUAGAGGUCUUGUGUGGUAAAUUGUCAAUUGCAUAUGAUGUCGAGCGGGAGCAUCGGUUUCUCUGUAAAUUAGCUAAUCGGCACUUCAGCGAGAAAGGAACGCUAGAGGAGAUCGUACUUAAUUGUAUAAAGGAGCAAAUUGUGCCACAAUCAUUGGCUAUAUAUUCUAGAAUAGCCUUACAAUGCUUAGAUCCCGAGAGAGAAAACCGACCAACAGCGAUUGAAGUGAUUGUACAACUUACUCAUGCAUUGGAAUUCCAAGUGAAUCAUGAAAUGUGGGAGCCAAGAUUACCUAAAGACUACCAAAGUAUAAUCCAACUGUCGAUGUCACCUGAAAGUUACUCUACCAUAAAGAAAGAGGAUCUUUACAACAUUUUCUCUAAUGGAAUCCUCCUUCAACACGAGAAGGUCCUUUCGUUUCGAGGUAAUGGAGAGAGAAAUGAGAUGAUAUCAGCAAGAAAUUUUUCCUACGUACAUUCGUGUCCACAUAAGUGGCGAUCCGUUCCAGAAUCAAGGUUUGAAAAAGUACCCGAGAUGCUAGAUGUGUCAAACUUGAUGAUCGAGAUCAUGACAAGACCUCAAUUUUUAACUCCAAAUACAGUCUAUGGGGUUCAUUUGGUUUUUAAGUAUUGUGAAUCAAGUACAUUUUCAGCUAUACCCGCUUAUGUUAACCUGAAGUAUAGAAACAAGAGCGAAACAUUACAUGCAUAUUUUGCAACAUGGAGAGACGACAACUGGAUGAUGAUUGAGUUGUGUCGUUUCAUGUAUCACAUUGAGGAUGACAUCUCUUUUAAGUUUCUACUUGAGAGCUUUUCACCAAGCUACUUCAAUGAUUGCGCGAUCUAUGUUGAAGGCAUUGAAUUCCGAGCCAUACACAAAGUGAAGCAUAAAAAUACGGAAAAGCCUGAACAGGUGCAACAAUCGCGAACAAACAAUAAUGAAGAAAUACUCAAUGGAUACAUAAACUGUGAGGAUUGUGAAAAGCAGUUAUUCUGGGCAAGCGAAGUAAAUGGAAAAAAACAACUUUUGCUUUCUGCAAAGGCGGUUUUGUAUGACACUUCUGAUGUGAAGCUAUUAACUUCGAAAGCAGCAGCCGACUCUAGAUGGUUGACAAAAGUUCCAGUUCUUAGACGCAAUGUAUAUCGUACAUGCAAGUUUCCAGAGGUGAUUAAGCUAUUACCACAACAAAUAUUCCAUAUCAAUUGCAGAAUUGAAAGUCACAUGUUGUCACAAGAAACAGAAUAUGUGUGUUACCUUGUGUUUAAAAUCUCUGAAAAAUCCCAUGGGAUGCAAGGUCCAGUGAAAGUACGAGAUUUACUCAACCCAGGAAAUAAAGAACCUGAAUUUAUCUACUUUAUAUCCCCAAGUCCAUGGAAUAUACACGAUAUUACUCGGGUCCCGGAACAAAGGGACGAUGGAUGGAUGGAGGUUAACGUGGGGAGAUUUAACUCAACUCGUGAUCUUCACGGUGAUUGUGCUCUAUUGAAUCUGAAAUUUACAAGCUAUGAAGGAAUUAUGUCCGGUCUUAUUUUAUGUGGCUUAGAGUUUCGGCCCGUGUAAAAACAUAUUUGCAAAUGUGCCCUGUUAUUAAGUUCUUUACAAUUCCGGCAUUGGUAAAAGGAUAUGGUUUCCGCAUGGUUGCAAAUAAGUUACAUUGUCAAGGUUCAAGUCCUCUUUUAUUGUGUAUGGAUUGUCGAUGUGUACCGAAUUAAUUUAUGUCUAUGAUUUUUGUG
Erigeron canadensis is the source of this 3371-nucleotide messenger RNA. RefSeq lists its product as uncharacterized. Gene Ontology annotation, cellular component: plasmodesma; plasma membrane. Gene Ontology annotation, biological process: protein autophosphorylation. The transcript is spliced from 9 exons. The record is from RefSeq and is a predicted model, not a curated record. The coding region runs from base 28 to 3198 and encodes 1056 amino acids. Gene Ontology annotation, molecular function: ATP binding; transmembrane receptor protein tyrosine kinase activity. Lineage: Eukaryota; Viridiplantae; Streptophyta; Magnoliopsida; Asterales; Asteraceae.